AUGAAACACCUAUAUAGCGUUCAUUUCCUCAUCAUUAUGUUGGCUUUAUUAGCCACGGUAUGGCCUUGUGCUCUAGGUUUCCGAGGAUCGCCGGGCACAACCGCCUUAAAAGGGGCUACCGCACGUCUGUGGCCUCUAUACAGCAAGAACCGCCAUGCCGAUCGCGUGAAACAGAUUAGACGCCAGCGCCAUUUUUUCGUAAGGCGCCGUGAGGCGGACUCGAUGAAAGAGCCUGCCGCGCUGGAGCAGAUGGCCACCGCGCAGCGUUUUAUGUUGGACGACGUCUUUGGCAGACCACUCUCCCAACAUCUCGGAGACGGAGGUGUAAUACCUUAUAUGGCUGGCGUACCUGAUAAAGCGGCACAUGUUCGACGAUACUUCAACCUGACAUCUAUCAAGAACAAGGAGGUGGCAGAUAUGUGCCACAGCGUUGCAUACAGUCCUGGUGUCACCCGUGGCAAGUUCCAAGGCCGUGUUCCAAUAGCACAACAACCAUUCUACCGUUAUCCAGAAGUACAGGAGGAUGAGAUGGAAUUCAACAAAGCAGCAGCUUUCCGGAAAGGAAUGCCUCCACUGACACCGGAUCUUACUCAACACGAGCGUGAAAAUCGUUUGUACAGCGGCCUCCUCACCGAAGUGGUUUUCAAACACCUACCCAAGAAUCUCAUCAAAGAAAUGAGUGAAAUGGAGAUAGGUGCAAAACAGGGUCGCGUAGAUGUUGCUAGGCUUCGUGAGAAGAAGGAUGACCAAGCAUUGCCCGAGGCUACGGACGCGUCCACCACGUCUUCGUUGCCUUUUGCAACACCCUAA
This is a messenger RNA of Babesia sp. Xinjiang, 810 nucleotides long. RefSeq lists its product as uncharacterized. The coding region runs from base 1 to 810 and encodes 269 amino acids. The record is from RefSeq and is a predicted model, not a curated record. The transcript has a single exon. NCBI's taxonomy places the organism in Eukaryota, Apicomplexa, Aconoidasida, Piroplasmida, Babesiidae.